CGGCCUGGAUCCCUUUCUGUUCUUUCUCGUCGUUCAUCCCAUCCCAUUCCCCAAUCAAGCGCAGAGUCUCUCAGACUCACCGACCUUCCGAUCCAAUUUCAUCUUGGUUUAUGAGCUCGAAGGAGAGACCCACUCUUGGUGGUACGCGGAUUAAGACCCGCAAACGGAAUAUUGCAGCACCACUGGACCCUGCAGCAUUUUCGGAUGCAGUGGUCCAGAUUUACUUGGAUAAUGCUGGUGAUCUGGAACUUGUUGCUAAGAGCAUUGAGUCCUCAGACCUUAACUUCUCAAGAUACGGUGACACCUUUUUUGAGGUUGUUUUCACUGGGGGGCGUACGCAACCUGGAACUACCAAGCCUGAUGAGGGGGAGCGUCAUCCUUACUCUAUAAUUGAGUGUGAGCCAAAGCGUGAAGUCAUAUCACCGUCUGUAAUCUACAUACAGAAGAUUUUGCGGCGCAGGCCUUUUCUUAUCAAGAAUCUUGAGAAUGUCAUGCGAAAAUUUCUGCAGUCAUUGGAACUGUUUGAGGAAAAUGAAAGGAAAAAGCUGGCAAUUUUCACAGCACUUGCAUUCUCCCAGAAGCUAUCGGGUCUCCCACCAGAAACUGUGUUCCAGCCACUUCUCAAAGAUAACCUUGUGGCCAAAGGGUUAGUCCUGUCAUUCAUAACUGACUUCUUCAAGGAGUAUCUGGUUGACAACAGCCUUGAUGAUCUCAUAUCAAUUCUGAAGCGGGGAAAAGUGGAGGAUAAUCUAUUGGACUUCUUCCCUCCUGCAAAAAGAUCUAAUGAUGCUUUUGCCGAUCAUUUCAACAAGGAAGGACUGGCAGCCUUGGUGGAGUAUAAUGAGAAGAAAAUCUUUGAGGUGAAACUUAAGGAGAUGAAGUCUGCUCUUACAACUCAGAUAACAGAGGAAACUGAUAUACCUGAGGUCAUAGAAACCGUGAAGGUGCGGGUUAGAGAUGCUAAGUUACCAGACACAGAGGUUGUGAGGGUUCUGUGGGAUGUCUUAAUGGAUGCUGUUCAGUGGUCAGGGAAAAAUCAGCAACAGAAUGCAAAUGCGGCCCUGCGUCAGGUUAAAACUUGGGCGGAACUGUUGAAUACUUUCUGCACCAGUGGGAAACUUGAGCUGGAACUGAUGUACAAAGUACAGAUGCAAUGCUAUGAGGACGCUAAAUUGAUGAAGCUCUUCCCUGAGAUUGUUAGGUCUCUUUAUGACCAGGAUGUUCUGGCAGAAGAUACCAUUCUUCAUUGGUUCCGGAAAGGAACGAACACCAAGGGAAGGCAAACCUUCGUGAAGGCCCUGGAACCCUUUGUUAACUGGCUGGAGGAGGCGGAAGAGGAGGAAUAGUUGGAGCCCAGAUAUAUCUGUCUUCGGCCUGUUUGUCUUUAUGCAUCCAAUUUCUGAGAUAUAGACUCGUGUUGUCCUAACAUUGCUUUCCCCUGCACUCUUAUUAGUAGAUCUCCAUCCCCGCUGUGUGCAUGCACGCAUGCAUGCGUGUGAUAGUGGUUCUGUUAUCCUUUACAAAAGUGUGUUUUUGAUUUGGAUGUUUGCACCAAUGAUGGUUCUAUUAGAUGUUCUUAAUAAGGAGCUAUCAUAUCUUAACGUGGCUUUCGAAAUUGUUGGUUGUGGUGUCA
Molecule: messenger RNA, 1633 nt
Organism: Neltuma alba
Lineage: Eukaryota; Viridiplantae; Streptophyta; Magnoliopsida; Fabales; Fabaceae
Product: basic leucine zipper and W2 domain-containing protein 2-like
Exons: 8
Coding region: 111-1346 (411 amino acids)
Cellular component (GO): membrane; cytoplasm
Molecular function (GO): protein binding
Source: RefSeq, a predicted model, not a curated record